Molecule: messenger RNA, 861 nt
Organism: Patella vulgata (common limpet)
Lineage: Eukaryota; Metazoa; Mollusca; Gastropoda; Patellidae
Product: patched domain-containing protein 3-like
Exons: 5
Coding region: 1-861 (286 amino acids)
Cellular component (GO): membrane
Source: RefSeq, a predicted model, not a curated record
AUGAGUAAAUGCAGAGAAGCUGGUGCUGAUGGAAUCCUCGGAUCCGUUUCUAUUUUGAGGCUGAAAUUCUACUUAAGACAAAAUAAUAAUCUCAGAAGUAAGAACUGGGAAAGCCACUUUGUGAAAGCUAUGUCAACUUUAUUAACCAAUUUAACUGAUGUGGCUUAUUCUACCUCCAGUUCUAUAGAUAACGAAAUAAAUCAGAGCACUGGAGGAGAUGAAAUGCUGUAUGCUCUCUCGUUAACUCUGUUGAUAACUUAUGCAUGUUUUGUUGCGUCCAGUUGGAACUGUGUAUCAAAUAGAAGUUACCUUGCCCAGGGUGGCGUGUUGGCUGUGGUCCUUGGCAUAUUGGCUUCGUUCGGCAUUCUCGCAGCAUCUGGUUUGAAGUUUGUGAACAUCGUGGGUGUCAUGCCAUUUUUGGCUUUAGGUGUUGGUGUAGACUCUAUGUUUGUAAUUAUGUCAGAAUGGGCGGAACACCAUGAUAAAGCGACUACUGAAGAACAACUAGCAGCAACAUUAAAGGGUUGUGGUGGUUCUAUAACUAUAGCUUCAUUAACUGAUAUCACAGCCUUCUUCAUAGGUGCUUCAUCGCAAUUCAUCAGCAUCAGGACAUUCUCUGUAUAUACGGGGUUAGCUCUGGCGUUCAGUUAUCUCUGUCACAUAACCUUCUUCCUCGGAUGUUUGACGAUUCAUGGUAGGAGAGGGAGGGCAUCACGGCACUGGGCAACUUGCCUGGAAACAAACGAUAGUACGACCCAGAGAGACCAGGGUAAAAGUCCAUGCACUGUUUUAAUAUGUGCAGGCCAACCUCCAGAACGACGUGAAGACGAUGAAAUUGUACAAAAUGUUGGAAUUUUGUAA